UGUAUGUUCCAUAGAUAAUAAUAUCUAUUUCCUCUUUCACACACACGCACGCGCCACCAUGAAGCACAUAGAUCUGUUUUGUUCCUCCCCUGCCUCCACAGCCAUAUGUUCGAGCAUGGACCCGCGAGCCAUCGUUCGCCCCGCCGGUCCACGCUCUAUAGGCGCCGGAGUAGUAGGCCACUCCAAAAGGAGACCCUGCUCGUCGAAUCAGCUUCCCAUUGAUCCCAAAACGUCCAAUUAUCUCAACAAAAGCAGCACAAGGAAAAGCUCAGCUUCCCGUGAACAUGAUGAUCAUACAAUCACUCCCACUGGAUCCUCCAGGUACCUUCUCAACGAAAGCAACAGACACAGGUUCUUUGAUCUGCUGAACCUUCAUGAUUCCACCGAUCUCCACAUCAAAACUAUCCAAAAACCAAAACCAAAACCAAAACCGGACUCUCCUUGUGCCAUUCGUCGCACUCAGGUUGUGGAACUAAUGGUAUCAAUACAUUGCAAGGGCUGCGAGGGGAAGGUCAGGAGACAUAUCUCCAAGAUGGAAGGAGUUACAUCGUUUAACAUAGAUUUGGACUUGAAGAAAGUGACUAUAGUGGGAGAGGUGACGCCAUUGCAAGUGCUCACAAGCAUUUCUCGAGUGAAAACUGCCCAAUUUUGGCCUUCUUCUUCUUCAGUGUGCUAGAAAACAAUCACUUUGCAGCUGUCACUUGUAUACAGUAUUUAUUUUUGUCCUAUUGUUGCUUUAUUAUGUAUUGUCGGAUUUAAUUUUGGA
This is a messenger RNA of Impatiens glandulifera, 766 nucleotides long. RefSeq names its product protein SODIUM POTASSIUM ROOT DEFECTIVE 2-like. The coding region runs from base 59 to 676 and encodes 205 amino acids. NCBI's taxonomy places the organism in Eukaryota, Viridiplantae, Streptophyta, Magnoliopsida, Ericales, Balsaminaceae. The record is from RefSeq and is a predicted model, not a curated record. Gene Ontology annotation, molecular function: metal ion binding. The transcript is spliced from 2 exons.